ACUGCCUUCAACGCCUCCCCUCGCCAUGUAAACAAUUCAACCUGUUUCGCCGUUCAAAAGAAGUUCUGUUGCGGAGCUGUGUUUGCUGGUUUGACGCUGAGUCGGUUAGUGCCCUGUGGAAUACACCGCUGAUGGACUUGCUUUUUUCUAUUUGACUGCUUUUGUUUAUUUCAAGGAUUAUCUCGUCUGCUCAGGAUAAAAUAAUGCUCCACUAGAAGCGAACUUUGCAACUGCCAUGUUGAGUGACAGCUGCCUCAAAGAAAAUAUGCAGUGGCUACAAAACUUGAAUUUUACCCAUGUACCAUGUAAUUUUACCCAUGUAAAAUAAUUGAAAAUUUUAUCCAUCAGAGAAAUCUGUCAGUCAGCAGUACAAUUGUAUGGAUUUAAAAAUGAUUCUGUCUUUCUCUCUUCGCUCUAUAAGCCUAAAUCUAGUAAAAUACAACAGUUGAACAAAUAAAGUGUAUUGAAGAAGAUCAUGGUUUCGCAAAAUCAAGAGACCAACUGGGAAAGCAGUCCCUCGAGAACAGGAAGUAUGCUGUCUCUCGAUGGUAGGCAACGCCUUCCGACGGUUAAGACACCACCAUCAUAUUAUGAUGCUGUUCGAAGUCGUCAUUCUUUAUCUCAGCCGGUUAAUAAGACAUCGGAAAGCGGUAAACAAGAAAAAACACUGCAUGCUCAACAGGUGAAAUUCAACAGUUUAUCCAGGCCUCUUCCUCAACGCUAUCCUCCCACUUCGUCCAGCGAUCAGCAAAUCCGAAAACCGUGGCCAGAUGACCAAUAUGAACCGAGUGGAUCCAAUAGUAGUUCAAGCUGGUCUCCUGAAGAUCAUUCGAGAAUGCGCUUGCAUUAUGAAUCACCGCCAAAGCCUGCCAACCAUGUACCUCUUCAGCUGAGAGUGCAUCAGGAGAAGUACUCAUCGAAACGGAGCCUUGAGCAGACGGAAUCUUGCCUUCAAGGGUUCGCAGGGCCCAGAGGGAACGACCAAACUCGGCUUGGUGAUGCAAGCCCAAGGCAAGUCACAGAGAAAUUAACAGUUGACUGCAGCACCAGAGGCGUCAGAAUAGAUCCAGAAAGAAACGAAGGACCCAGAAAUCUUCAUGGAAGACCAGAUGUUAGACCUCCUCCACCAGUACCAGGGCGCCGUCCGCCACAGCCUGCAACCGCUUUGACGAACGGAAUAGUAUCAAACUCUAACAGCCUGCCCAGACGCGAUGCCAAUGGAUUACUAAGACGCUGUUAUCCUAUGGCAAUUAGUGGAUCGCCAACUGUUUCCAAUGGUUAUCCUCCAUCUUCUAAGUCAUCUGCAAACGGAUCAUCGAAUUAUGAACCAAGGUACUCAAAAAGUGGAAAACUGUGUCCUCGUCCUCUCAGCCAAGGAUAUGAAUCCCGUCCCAUGCCAGCUCCUGUAGUUAUGCUUCGAACAGGACCCCUUGGUACUUACCCAGAUGUUGAAACACUAAAGCGAAGCGAAAUGUCUUCUUAUAAUCGACACCAAGAAAGGAAUUAUAGUCCAGGUCCAAAUGAUUAUGAGAGGCAACAUCAUAGAGUAUCGUCGCAUGGAGAUAUGUCCCAGCAGAUUUUUGUUGAUACAAAUUCAUAUGUAAACAGUCAACCUGUUAUCUCUGAUCACUUGGCUAUACCUUAUCGUAUACCACAAGUAUCACCUAAGAUGCUUAAUGGUGUGCAGCAGUGCAACAAUGAUGUAAGAAAAGAAUUGCCGUCAAAUUCAGGUCCUCGUUCGCAGCCUUCGCCAUCCGUCGGUCGUCAACAAAAUUCUUCUUCUUGUUGUAAUAGCACAGGUACUUUUAAAAAUCAGCAACUCUUGGCUUGCUCAAGACCGGCAGAAUCAAUUAAUUCUCUUGAUCGUCGAAGUCGUCGACAUCCAGAAAUAUCUUCAGGACAAUAUAAUGAACACGGACAGUUGUAUGGGAACCAUAACGCAAUCUGUUCUGAUCUUAGUUUAGGUAAAAAUUCUGCACCUUCCGAAUCUAGAAAGCACCAAUUAAUCAAUGAUGAUGGUGUUAUUUAUGCUAAUCACCAGACUUCUUUUCAACCAGUGAACAGUGCAAAAAAUGACCACUUGUCAGAGCAACAGAGAAUCUCAACAAUGCCUAAUGGUUUGCUUUACGAAAAGCAACAUCCAUCUCGCCCAUGUUCUAAAAAUAGUUUAAGAGGAGUCCAAGAAAAUUCACUUGAUAGUAAUAGUCCAGUUUAUGCUAAUCACCUUGUAGGUAAUACUCUGUAUAAUUUCAACCAGUCGAUUCAGGCGCACAAUCAGCAAGGGUGUCACCAGACCCCCGCUAAUUUUGCUGAUGUGUCGAACUCUCGUACGAGCAGAAAUCAAGAAACAGAUCGUAAUAAUCAUCAACUUCCUCCUCCUGUCGCGCAGAAACCGCGACCGACACUCCCACAGCCAUCAGAAAUGAUUAUGGUAACUGAAACGAGGGGAUGGAAUGGACAAGUAAAUUCUUAUUCUAAAGAUGUCGUGAAGCCAACUCCUCGCUUGCCACGCUUUGCAAAUGGCUUGAUCGCUUCGGGUACUCAGUUGACUACAGUACCUGCUUACCAGUGUGUGAUAAAUGAAUUAUCCUCUCAUAACUUGCCACACACUUCACCCCAUGGCAUAGAUUCCUCAUCAUUGCCUUUAAGAUCAGGUUAUGAUUCAUCAUCAAGCUCUGUUCGAGACUUUUGCCGACAGUCCAGCAAAUCGGAGAGUUUAACAGAUCACAGAAAGAUGAAUGAUGGUUUCAUAAAAUCUUCCAGCGGAUCCCAGAGAAUAGAUAAGUCUUUGCUGUCUGCCUCCAUGACGAGUCUGUGUAGCGAUGCAUCUUCUUCAGUAUCAUCUCGACGUAGACAGCAGAAAGAUGAUACAUCUUGGGAAAGGAUGAAAGAUGAAUUUCAAAAAAGGAAAGAAAAAGGUUCUGUCUUCAGUGCCUCUCCCUGGGACAGAGAAGAAAAGGAAAAGUUGCAGCGUGAACAGCUGUUGGAUGCGCGACGGGCACGUGAUCAAGAAAUCGCUUACCUGGAAUCCAUAACAGACCGCAGCGAAAAACAAGAGGAAUGGCUACGAAUCUUACGUUUAGAGCGAGAAUUUCAGCGAAGGGCGGAGCAGGAAUUGCAAGACGAUGACGAUGAAGAUGACGAAGAAACCGAAGGCACGCAAAUCUCUGAUGCUAUUUGUGAAAAGAUCGAAAGCUGUCAGGGAGAUCAGCGACCGGUGAAUUCUGAUGAAAAAACUGGUCUAAAACUCCUGGAUGAACUGGAAAAACCAUCUAAGACUUCUACAUCUUCAGAAAAAUGUAACGGAGAUCGAGAACAAAAGCCACAAAAUCCCUCAGAAAAACACUUUAUACCCUUAGAUGUAUCGAUACCAGACAGAGAUAUACUAGAACCAUCAUCUGCACAUCUAGGAAAUAAUAUUCUACAAAUAUCUUUGGAGCAUAAUGCAGACCAUAGCGGAAACAGACUUUCGAAGCCACCUGUUCCAGCACCUAGACCUAGCAAAGCAUUCACUGCAGUUUCUCCACCUGUAAACUCGAAACCAAAUACGAACAUUUACAACCAUAAUACCAGCUCCGAAUUCGCAUCGGAAGCUGUGAAUGGUUCCAGUUCAAACAACACAGCCGAUAACAUAAGCAGCUUAACGAAACUCGAAAUUUCCGAUUCGAGUGCCUACUUCUGUUCAAAUGAAAAUGCCAGUGAGAAUGGUAGAGGAGAUAUUGUUCAAGAAAACUGGUUGAUAGAAGUGAAUUCUUUCGAACAUUCAAACUUUACGGAGAGAGAAGAUGUUCGUGGACCACAACAAUCAACACAAAACAUAAAUUCAAGAGAAGAAACGCGUAUUUAUGAAAACAUUAAACCAGUUGAAUACAAACCUCCCAAAACUAAUCCAAACGCCAUAAAGAAUGGGUUUGGAUCUCAUACCUUGCCCAGAUCAACAAGUUGCGGCAGCACCCUUGUUUUACAAGAUCCAGUGUCUUCAAGGAAUAGUACCAGCCAUUUUGAAAAGAAAUUUCCAUGUAUGGGAGUGUCGAGCACUUUAACUAGAAAAUUGAAUGGACUCUCUGCUUGUGAUAAUGACACGCAUCAAGCCUUGUUCUCAUCUGGCAAAGCGAGAAAUGGUUAUGCAAAGGAUAUUCCAAGCGACUUAGUGGAUAAAUCCCCAGAAUUCAAGAAGCUUUGGAUAUCACGACCCGAAAAAUUAACAUUUCAAGACAAGAUUAGAAAGUUUUCUCUGCAGGCAGGUGAAGAGGAUCUGCCUAGGGACAGAGUCAAGAAUUCUAGAGCACAAAGAGAAAUUGAAAAUAAGUUUAGCGAAGGGCAAAAAAGAGCAAUAGCUUCCACAGAAACAUAAAGACGAAAUUUUAACGAAAUCCUUUUGUUUGACUUAUUUGAAAAAUAAGUGUAACAAAAGGUCUAAUUUGUAAUAUAUUUUCAGUACUUUUAUUAAGAAAAUUUUGUACUCUGCAAAAUGUUAAUUAUUUGGAUAAUAGAAUAUUACAUUAAGUUACUUAGAAUUUCAUUUAGAUCAGUUAUUGGUAAUUAUUGAUUUUCAUUUAAAAAUAAAUGUGUAUUAUAUUUUUUGAAAUAUCAGCUAUAUUGUUAUAUGAAUUCCUCAGAGAAGGUUUGAUUUUCAUGUAAAAAGUAUAAUGACUGAAAAACAGAAUUGAUAUUUCUUAGAAAAGAUCCUUGAUAUUUUUUGAUUUGCUUAUAUCAGUAUAAUUUUUUUAAUUCCUGUAUAAAGUUGUUGCCAGUCUUUUUAUUUUCAACAUUUAAAAGCAAUAUAAAAGUAUUUGUGUAUAAUGAAUUAACAAAAACACUAAUAAUAUAUUGAGUUUAUGUCUUUAUAAUAUAUAAUAUUUAUAUAAUCGUCAGUAUAGUUAUUCCUCAAUCACAGAGAAUUUAUUUUUAAAUGUUGAUUUGAGAUAAGCUAUAUAGAUCAUUAAAAUUUUAACGUAAAUGUGUUUUAGAUGUAAUUUAUUUUCAGGACGAUAAUUUUUAAUAAGUUUAAAAUGUAAAUGUUUAUAAUUCAUAAUAUUAAUCUAUUUGAAUAUCUACAGCACAGUUGUAGCUUAUUAUUAAUUUAAUUAUUAAUAUGUAAUAUCCCCAAAACAACUUUUUAAUUCGAAUAUUAAAAUGUCUACUUAGUAAAGUCACAUAAAUUUCAUACUUUACUAAGCUGAUCAUAAUUCUGUCAGAUAAAAACAAAUACUGCAGGAUAUCGUGAAGAGGAUUACAUUGAAAAUCUAAAGGUUACUUUAUCACGUACAGAUUUUGAGCUUAAAUUCUUCACAUAAUUCAAAUAAAAUCAUUAAUUUUAAUGAAAAAAAGGACUAAUUGAUUUUAUAUUCAUGUUUUACAAAUUAUAUAUAUUUUACAGACGACAUUACUUUAUGCAACAUAUUUUGAUGUCUUAGUAUCCAUGAGCAAAGGGAAAAUGGAUAUUACAGCAUCAAAACAGCACUUUUAUUUAUCAUUAUUUAAUUUUAUCUGAUAUCAUGAAUUUGAAUAAGUUACAUUCAAGUAAUCCCUUUUGAAUAUCCUCACUGAAUGUGCAUAUUUUGCAUUCUAGAAUUUUCAAUUUAUAGCUACACAAAGAUAAAAAAAAAACAAAUUGAAUGACAUUUUUAACGGCAGAUAGUAUAGAAUAGACUCAAUAUCUAUGAUCAACGCGCCUAUACAAGAAAUUGAUCGCACUGAUGCACCCGUUUUUAGAGCUUAUGAUUAGCCAAAUUUAAAGUUAAAAAAAUAAACUAAAUUGCAUUUUUCAUUAAAACAGAAUUAACUCUGUUAUUCAAAAGGGCCAAGUAAAAGUACAGUCAUGACAAAAUAAUCCAAAUAAGUUAGCAAGGUUUGAACUGAAACAAUAAACAAUUUUUUCACAAUAGACUUUAGUUAAUUCGAAUAGUCACAGCCAGUUUUUGUCCGUAGAAACAAACAGGAGUGCGAACAAUGGUUAAACUUCACUCUUUUCAGUAAUAUCGGGAAAACUAUUGCAAUAAGCAUGCAGAAUAGAAAAGGAUAAACUAAUAAAGUAAAAUAAAAUAAUAAGAGAAUACUCAAGAAGCAUUUAAAACAGGAAACAAAUAUUCUUAUUAAUACGGCAAACAAAAGCUGCUUAGUUUCAUUUACUACAGUACAAAGAGCCAAAAUACAUUUUCUCUUCGCAAUGAAUUUUAGAUUAAUAUAAAUAUAAACCUCUUUUUUGGUGAAUGAUUUUAUUUUUUAUUCAACAUCGUUUUCUGUUUAAGGUGUUCAAGUAUUUGAUCUGCAACAUUUUUAGAUAAUAUCGCGCCGCAAACAUGUAAGCACGUUUUGAACUUCGUGUGUCAUCAGCGAUGCAGUUUUUAUUUUUAUAUUUUUUUACUUGUUUUCUCCUUCAUUAUCGCUAAAAGUUUUUUAUUCUGCGCUUUAUCACUUCUAAUGAUUUUUGCAAAAAAUAGUUUAACCGAGAUUCCAAAUUUCUCAUUAGAAAACCUUUCUGUUUAUCUUACGCCCAUCACCAACUUCUGUGCCAUUAGUCGAUGAGCAAUAUAGUAGAAGUCGACAAAGUAAGAAAAUCAAAUUAGUUUCCAAUAAAUUGUCAAAUUAGUUUCUCUUAAAGAGUCUAAGAACGCAUCCAUUUUCAUAGGCAGGUAGCUCUCGAGUUGCUUUCCUUUAAUCAAUCAACCUGUAACCUACGUGCUUGACCCGUAAAUAAAAGGAAAUCGAUAGAAUAUACAAGCUUCCUUUCAAAAUACAAGUAAACACACUUUCGAAACAAAAUAACGCGUAAUCUACGGAUUUUUUCUAAAAUCAUCCCUCUUUUACCUCCUAGGAGGUGCUUAAUAACUUCAUGCUUAAAGCCCGAGAAGCCAUAUACGUUUAAAAUAUUAUGUCUCUAACACUAGAAAUAAGUAAUUAAAUGUCCAAAAUAAUUAAAUGCUUUGAAGUUUACUAGGUAAGCAUCACAAGAAAUAAUGCCCAACUGAACAAUAAUAUGUCACAAAUUACAGCCGUAAAGCAAGUCAUUGAAAUUUUUCGGUGGAUUUUCCGAUUAAUGCGUUUAGAAAAUAAUUUCGUUCUACUUUAACUGACUUAAAAGACUGAUUUUGCAACUAAAUGCCAUAUCUUAAAUUGGUUAUUCAAAUUACUCAUUUUUAUUACUGUCCUAUGAAAAAUAAAAUAAGUAUUAUGAAGUAUACAUUAGCAAAAUUUAUCUUAUCAAAUAAAUGAAAAGCUAAGCCAUUUCAAUAUAAUUUUUCAUACUUGAUAUACUUUGUAGAAUAUUAUAGAAGCAUACAGAUGUUCCGUACAUUUUAAUGCAGAUUUACGAAAGAUCCAGCUUUGAGUAUGUAUCUAUUUCCAUUAUUAAAUACAUAAUGCAUAGUCUUUAAGUAAAUGAUUUUUGCUCUAAUUUAGUUCAUAUUUGUAUCUUUUAUAUGCAAUGUAAAUAUUUUAAGUUUCUGCAUAAUUGUAUGUUUUUAAUUUAUACAUCUUGUGCUGAUAAGUACUAGAUGAAAUCUGUGAUGGAAAUGGAAUUUGAAAUAAAACCUUCAUAUGUAAGUUUUAACAGAAA
Molecule: messenger RNA, 7558 nt
Organism: Stegodyphus dumicola
Lineage: Eukaryota; Metazoa; Arthropoda; Arachnida; Araneae; Eresidae
Cellular component (GO): cell-cell junction
Source: RefSeq, a predicted model, not a curated record